UAUUUUACACGAAAUACCUCUAUAAUUCAAUGAUAAAUUGACUGUAAACGAUAAUAUUUAUUAAGUAUAAAAGAUAAUAUUUAUUAAAGUUCCUAUCUUGAACAAAAAGAACACUUACAUUAUUUUUGAUAUAUGGAACUAUCUUAAGCUCAAUAAAUAAUCUCAUUUUAUAGUUCUGCGAAGAUUAGUCAGACAACACGUACAUAUUUUAAGUCUGUGCAUAUAUUAUUUUUAACUUCGUCGACGAAAUUAUUUAUCAACAGAUUAAAUGUCUUUCUUUUCCGGAAUAUAUAUACAUAGUUACUUAAAUAAUUACGUUUCGUUAUCUUUGGGGGAUUUUCUUAACUGGAAAGUAGAAUAUCGUUUUAAUGAAAUUUAUGUGUCAGGGUCUAAAGAGAUAAUUAACACAAGCAUCGAAUUUAAAAUCGUAUUGUUUGGAUUUCUUAUCUCAUUUUAAUAAGUUCUUUCAACAAAACCUUUUCUCACUUUAUAUUACUUGUAUUUGAUAAACCGAAUAUCCUUCUGUUGAUAAACUUGAAUAAGUUUACAUAACUUCGUUCUUUCUUUCUUUUUUUUUUACAAGGCUUUCAUAUCACUUUUAUAUCUAAAAUCCAUUCAUCAUCAAUACGUAUGUACUGUAUGUAUGUAUACACAUACAUAAUUUUUCUUCGGUUUAUUAUCAAUGUGGUAAAGAGGGAGAAAUGAAUAAAGAAGAGUAGGGGAGACGUUCUUAAAGUUACCGGUUAGCGCUGAUUACGAUCAUAUAUACAUAACGCUCGUUCGAUGUGCGUAGUAAUAGAAAUUUGCAAGCCAUCUUCGUAAAACGUGAGAUACGUAUUAAUAUAAUUAGCAACAAAAAUGAUCAGUUGGAUACUUUGGUUUAUCGCAGUGCUCAGCUGUUCAACAAUAUGCAACUGCGAGCUUAACAAUAAAAUGAAAAUCAUUUAUUCGUGGAAAGCAUUGGAUUUUGCAUUUCCGAGUGAACGUGCGAGAGCGAUAGCAAUAAAACAGGGCACUUUCAUUCCAGGGGCACCCAUACCUAUAGACGUGGAUUUAUAUCACAGAGAGCGACAAGGAUCGAUCAUUUUCGUAACGAUACCAAGAUUUAUAAAGGGAAUACCAGUAACUUUUGGUUACGUUACCGAUGACGUCACGCCCGAAGGAAAUCCUAUAAUUGCACCAUAUCCUAGCUGGGAAUGGAAUAAAGAGGGUGAUUGCAACGUUAUCACUAGCGUCUUUAGAGUGGCGAUCGACAAAUGUAACAGAUUAUGGAUACUUGAUACAGGGAAAGUCGGUAAUCAUCAGAUUUGUCGGCCUCAAUUGCACGUAUUUUCCUUAAUCAAUAACAGAUUGAUCCAUCAAUACAAAUUUCCACGUGAUCAGUUCAAGGACACUUCCCUUUUUGUUACACCUGCCGUGGAUAUUCGUGAUACCGAUGAUAAAUGUCGUAACACAUUCGUCUAUGUAGCUGAUGUGACUGGUUUUGGCUUGCUUGUUUAUGACCAUAGUCAUAAUAGAUCUUGGAGGAUUGAGAAUAAACUUUUCUUUCCUUAUCCACCUUAUGGAACUUUUAAUAUUAAAGGUGAUACCUUCGAUCUUAUGGAUGGUAUAAUCGCUUUAGCUUUGGGUCCCAUCAGAUCAGACGGUGAUAGAAUCCUUUAUUUUCAUUCUUUGGCCAGCAAAGUUGAAUCUUGGGUAGCCACGUCGACCAUAAGAAAUUACUCCACCUUCCUUCACGAUUCCGAGGCAACACCGAGAUCUUUCAAACCAUUCCUAUUAGAAAGACCAUCGCAAUCAGCAGCUGAGGCAAUGAACAAAAAUGGCGUUCUUUUCUUUGGUCUUUUGUCUGAAAUAUCGCUUGCUUGCUGGAAUAGUAAAAACUAUCCUGAAUAUAGUAGCAAGAACAUCGAGAACCUUCUAGUAGAUCAAGAAAAUCUACAAUUUCCUUCUGGUUUAAAGUUGAAAUAUUCUAAAGAAGAUCGAGAAGAGAUCUGGAUAUUGACCUCAUCAUUCCAAAGAUUCAUGACAGGAACUUUAAAUCCAAAUGAAACUAAUUUCCGUAUCCUGGCUGGAUUUGUAAACGAAUUAGUUCGUGGCACCAAAUGUGAUUCUGUUACACACGUACACGGACCAGUAACAUUUCCAAAAUGAAAAUUAUGGCACCGCGAGAAUCAUAGACUACAUCAUCAACAGUGGUCGUUCCAUUAUCCAUGGUCUAUUCAUACAACGUUACCGGUUAUUUCAAAAGUGAUUUUUAACGAUCAACCGGUAGGAUACAGUUUUUUUUAAAUCAUAGUUAAAUUCGAUUUGAAUAUCAACGAAAAAAUUGCUUUUCUUUUUUCUUUUUUAUGAAUGAACUCGCGGUGCUGAUUUGUUUUAUAUUUAAUUUAAUAAGACACGAUCGUUGUUCAAAACAUUUGUGUACAUUUUUAUUUAUUUUAUGUAUUAUAUUAUAUAUAUAUGUGUAUGUUUAUGUAUGUGUGUGUGUGUGUAUAUAGUAACCAAAGUGCCAAGAAAUCUUAUCAACAUUGUUUAAAACAAUAAUUGAAAAUAUAAAAAUAAUUAUAAUGAAA
Molecule: messenger RNA, 2573 nt
Organism: Vespa crabro (European hornet)
Lineage: Eukaryota; Metazoa; Arthropoda; Insecta; Hymenoptera; Vespidae
Product: protein yellow-like
Exons: 6
Coding region: 859-2151 (430 amino acids)
Cellular component (GO): extracellular region
Source: RefSeq, a predicted model, not a curated record